UUCCGGUUCAAUUCGUUCGUCCCUUGUGUAUCAUGGUUUCACGACAAGAAAGUAUUGGUGUUGGAAGGAUUAAGAAACGUGUUUCUAAGAAAAAUAAAAAGUCGUGGAGAAAAUAUACAGAUAUUAAAGAUGUUGAUUCCUUCCUGGAUGAGAAAAGACUUGAAGAACGUCUUGGAACUCCGUUUGCCGACCGACAAGAUCAUGAAUUAUUCCAGAUCGACAAAGAAGCGGAUGAAGGUCAGAAGGCCGAUUUGGUUGUACGUCUAAAGAAACCACAGAAACCAAUAAAAUGUUUUGCUAUUCUUGAAGAACGUUCUGCAGUACCGGACCCAAUAAAGAAGAGAAACCGAGUACGAACACCAGAGGAGAGAAAGCACCCAUUAGCUAAGAAAAUUAAAGCUGACAGGAAAGAGCAGGGUAUUCUCAAGAAGAAGGAAGUUAUUGCUCUCAGAAACCGAGCUCUAGCGAAGGCAAAGAAAAACAACAAACCAAAGAAGGGAGAAUUCAAUGCUGAUUUAUGGGAAGAUACUGAUAAUGGAAAUACUGUGGAUCUUGAUGUUGAAUGGUUGACUCCAACAACAAAAUAUCACAUGUUAAAGCAUACUGGAAAACUGAAAAAGAAAAUGCCUGACAAAUUCUUGACAAAGCCAUACGAAAUCCCUGCAGUGGAAUCACCCCAUCCUGGUAUGUCUUACAAUCCAUCUUAUGGAGAUCAUCAGAACCUGUUACAAGAAGUGGCCAAUAAGGAGUUGAUACUCAUCAAAGAAGAAAAACAUCUGAAGCGUGUAACUUCCAAAAUGUUUUCACGUGUUACAGAAGAUGAAAAAGAGAGUAUGAGGAUGAAGGAAAUGUCGGAAGGUCUUCCUGAAGCAGGUGAAGACAAAUUAAAACAGAAUUUAGAUGAGGGAAGUGAAACUGAUAGUGACUACAGAGCUAUAAAUCCUCCAGCUAAAAAUAUAAAGAAGACAUUAAAGAAGAGAAGGAAUAUGAAGGAAGCCAAGAAAGAACAAAUUCAGCACAAAGAAAGCCGUUCAGAGAAGAAAAAAAAUUCUGAUAUAUACAGAUUGAAAUUACUGAACCAGGAAUUAGAGGCCAAGGAUAAGAAGCUUGCAAAACUCAGAGAAAAAAGAGAGAGAGUAAAAGCUAUUAAAGAAAAGGAACCAAAGCAGUUAAGCAAAAGAAAAUUUGAACCCCUAGAUCUGGAAUUUAAUUUAGGAGAAGAUUUGAAGGGAAAUUUACGGAGUGUCAAGCCGGAAGGGAAUAUCCUUGAGGACAGGUACAAGAGUUUCCAGAGGAGAAAUAUCAUCGAACCUACCAUCAAGCAGAGAACAAGGAGAGCGAAAGUUAAGCGAUAUGAAAGGAAGAGCCAUAAAAUGGGAUGGGAAACAAAAGGUUAUUAAUGACCUAACAUUUUGUGAAUUUGUAAUAAAUGUUAUGGAUGAAA
This is a messenger RNA of Zootermopsis nevadensis, 1444 nucleotides long. RefSeq names its product ribosome biogenesis factor Nop53. The record is from RefSeq and is a predicted model, not a curated record. NCBI's taxonomy places the organism in Eukaryota, Metazoa, Arthropoda, Insecta, Blattodea, Termopsidae. Gene Ontology annotation, cellular component: nucleolus. Gene Ontology annotation, molecular function: 5S rRNA binding. Gene Ontology annotation, biological process: rRNA processing; ribosomal large subunit assembly.